AUCAUGAACGCGGAAGAAUCGAAUAUUUUGGUAGCAAUUCGUUGUAGACCUCUUAAUUAAAAAGAAAUAGCGAACGAUGAUUUAGACAUAGUUAGAGUAGAGGAUAAUUUAAUUGUAUAGUAUAAUAUGGAUGACUAAUCCAGAUAAUUUUAGACCCAAUACAAAUGGAAUACGAAGCAGAGAAUAAGAAAAUGUUAGAAGUAUAUCAUAGAAGUAAAGAACAACGUUAUGCGUUUGAUAAAGUGUUUAGAGAAGAGAGUUAGGAUGAUGUAAGAUGUUGGUUGGUAUAGUUUAGAUCUUUGAAUAAACAUGUAAAUAAUUGAUAAAGCCUGUAAUGAAUGGUUAUAAUGCAACAGUAUUUGCAUAUGGUCCAACAGGAACAGGGAAGACUUAUACAAUGUUAGGAAAUUAAGAGACAAUGGGAAUAAGUGUACUUACAAUAAGAGAUAUGUUUGAAUUCAUAAAAAAGGAUUUGGAUAAUGAAUACAUAGUAAUGAUAAGUUAUGUAGAAAUAUAUAAUGAAGCUAUACGUGAUUUGCUAAUUUAAUAAUCCUAAUAUUUGGAAUUGAGAGAUGAUCCGAUAAAGGGAGUAACAAUAGCAGGAGUUACUGAGUAUAAAGCAAUAAGUGUUUAGUAGGUUAUGAACUUAUUGUUAUAAGGAAAUAGAAGAAGAACAACUGAGGCGACUAAUGCAAAUCUUACAUCUUCAAGAUCACAUGCAGUAUUUUAAAUUAAUGUUACUCAAAGAAGUAAAGUAAAAAACACUGAAAUGGAAUCUAUGAAUGGAAAAUUAAGUCUUAUUGAUUUAGCAGGUAGUGAAAGAGGAACUGUUACUGAAAAUAGAGGUUUAAGAUUAAGAGAAGGGGCUAAAAUUAAUAGAUCUUUAUUAGCACUUGCAAAUUGUAUUAAUGCAUUAGGAGAUAAAAGUAAAAAAGGAUUCUUUGUUCCUUAUAGAGAUAGUAAAUUAACUAGACUUUUAAAGGAUUCUUUAGGUGGUAAUUGUAGAACUGUUAUGAUUGCUAAUAUUUCACCAGCAUCAUCUUAAUUUGAAGAAACUAUUAAUACUUUAAAAUAUGCUAAUAGAGCUAAAAAUAUUAAAACUAAAUAAUUACCUAAUAAAAAAUUAGUUGCUAUGCAUAUUGCAGAAUAUAAAAAUAUUAUUAGUGAUCUUAGAUCAGAAAUUGAAUCCCUAAAAUCAAGAUUGAAUGAAAAAUAAAUUGAUGAUAAUGAAGAUGAAUCUAUUACUAUCAAUAAUUAUAUUAAUAAAAAUGGUAAACCUGAAAUUGAAGAAUUAAAAUCAAUAUAAGAAGAAAUCUUUGAAAAUUUUUAAGAAAGAAUUUAAUUAAGAAGAGCACUUAUGGAAAUUGAAGAAUAAAAUGCUAUGAAUUUUUUAGAAAUUAAAAAAAGAUAAAGUGAAAUUUUAUAAUGGAAAAAAUCUGGAGAAAAAGCUAUGCCAGAAGAUAUUAGAUAAGGAUUGAAAAGCAUUUAAACUUUAAAAACUAGUACUGAAAAGAAUAUGAUAAAAAAAGAAUUGAUGGGUUUAUAAUUAGUUGAAAAUAUUAAUAAUGCUAAAAAAAUUAGAGAAUCCAUACCGAAAAGAAUUCAAAGUAAAGAAAAAAGAGAUUAUUUGGAAUUAGAAAUUAAAAAUCAUGUUUUAGAAUUAUAAAAUGUUGAAUUAGAAAUCAAUUUAUAAAUUUAAGAAAAAACAAUUAAUGAUCUAAAAAUGAUUGUUGAAAAUUAAAAGAAACUCAUAAAUGAUACUUAAGAUGAUGAAAAAUAUUUUGAAGAAACAGAUAUUGAAUACAUAGAUGAUUUAUUAGAAGACCCAGAAUUUCAAUAAGAAUAAGAAGAUGAUGAUUUAGAAGAUUUGGCAGAAUUAGAUCAAUUCAAAGAAUUUAUAAAAAAAGAAGAAUUAAAAUAAAAUUCGCCUAAUUAAUUUAAACAAAGAGAUAAGAGUGCCCCUAGAAAAUAGUUUAAUAAAUAGGAAUUAUCUAUUUAAGAAGAUUAUGAUGAAAUUAGUUAAUCUUAAUCAAAACCUAAAGUUAGAGAUCAAUCUCGUAAUAAAAGAGAUGGAGGAGGAGGAUCUGCUAUUUAAAAUAAAGUACUACCUCCAAAAGAUAAAUAAUUAUAAUUUUAAUAACCAAUGAAACCUACUAAUACUAAACCUCCAAAAGAUAUUUCAGUGCUUAAUUUAUAAGGGGUAUAAUUUAAUAUUUAAAUAUAGCGCAAUCUAUCCAUUGCAAACUAAUAAUAAAGGGGUAAUUCUAAAGCCAAAAAAUGA
Paramecium sonneborni is the source of this 2281-nucleotide messenger RNA. The record is from the annotation of a GenBank genome assembly. Lineage: Eukaryota; Ciliophora; Oligohymenophorea; Peniculida; Parameciidae.